AUGUCUGCCAACUCCACCUUCGCCGAGCCCUGGGCCGCCACCCUCGCCCAGCUCGAGUGGCCGUCCACCCCGAAGUUGUUGCUCAUUGCGCUCAUCAACCUUCCCGUGGUCUCGAUCAUCCUCAACGUCCUCUGGCAGCUUCUUCCUCGCUCCAAGUCACAGCCCCCACUAGUCUGGCAUUGGAUCCCCUUCCUGGGUUCCGCCCCCGCGUACGGGCGCGACCCCGUGGCAUUCUUUAGGCAAUGUCGUGAGAAGUACGGCAACUGUUUCACCUUUAUUCUCAUCGGCAGGCGCGUCACCGUUACUCUCGGCACUCAGGGCAACGACUACGUGCUCGGCGGAAAACACACCCAGCUUGCUGCCGAAGACGUCUACGGGCCCUUGACUACCCCCAUCUUUGGCAAGGACGUGGUGUACGAUUGCCCGAACGAGAAGCUCAUGGAGCAGAAGAAGUUUGUCAAGGUGUCUCUCACCGCCGAGAAGUUCCGCGCAUACGUUGGCAUGAUUGACGAAGAGAUCAAGGGCUACCUUGGCACCGACGACUCCUUCCGUGUCUACCAGAUGAAUGACAUCAACGAAUGGGGGAGGUUCCCGGUCCUCAAAACUUUCUCGGAGAUGACCAUCCUCACUGCAUCGCGCACGCUUCAGGGCAGGGAGAUCCGGAACAACCUCACAAAGGCGUAUGCUCAGACCUACUCGGACCUCGACCACGGUUUUACUCCGCUUCACUGGAUGAUUCCCGGCCUCCCGCUUCCCAGUUACCGUAAGCGCGACGCCGCCCACGCCAAGAUGAGCGCGUUUUACCAGUCUAUCCUUCGCAGCCGCCGCGAAAACCCGAACGGGGACCACGAGGACGACGUUAUGGCCUCUCUCAUGAUCCAGCGCUACCGUGACGGCUCCCCCAUCCCCGACCACGAAAUUGCCCACAUUCUCAUCGCCCUCCUCAUGGCUGGACAGCACACUAGCUCCUCGUCUCUCUCCUGGGUUCUUCUCCACAUUGCGUCGCGCCCUGACAUCCAGGAGGCACUUUACAAGGAACAGGUUGACCACUUCAGCGCGCCAGACGGCAGUCUUCGCGACCUGUCGCAUGAUGAUAUUCGCGAACUCAAGGUUCUCGACGCCGUCGUCCGCGAGACCCUCCGCAUGCACCCUCCUAUCCACAGCAUCAUGCGUAUGGCACACGUCGACAUCCCUGUACCUGCUACCCUUGCCGCGCCCUCCGAAGAUGUCACAUACGUUGUGCCCAAGGGUGAUAUUGUACUCGCUUCGCCCCUUAUUUCGCAGCUCGACCCCACGGUGUGGGAGCAGUCGGAGACAUGGGAGCCUCUGCGGUGGUACGACGAAGCGGGCUUCGCAGCCCAGGCGAGCAAGCAGUACUACGAGGGCGAGAAGGUGGACUUCGGAUUCGGUCUCGUCAGCAAGGGCACGGUCUCCCCCUACCUGCCCUUCGGCGCGGGCAGGCAUCGUUGCAUCGGCGAGCAGUUCGCCUACCUGCAAAUCAGCACGAUCAUCGUCGCCAUGAUCCGCCGCCUUGAGCUUCGCGUUGACGGCGAGUUCCCCAAGUCUGACUUUGCGUCCAUGAUGGUUCAACCUUUGCCUUGCAACCUCCUGUAUCGCAGGAGGAAGUUUGAUUGA
Messenger RNA from Epithele typhae, 1635 nucleotides. Its product is annotated as cytochrome P450. Gene Ontology annotation, molecular function: oxidoreductase activity, acting on paired donors, with incorporation or reduction of molecular oxygen; heme binding; iron ion binding. Gene Ontology annotation, biological process: ergosterol biosynthetic process. The record is from RefSeq and is a predicted model, not a curated record. NCBI's taxonomy places the organism in Eukaryota, Fungi, Basidiomycota, Agaricomycetes, Polyporales, Epitheliaceae. The transcript is spliced from 8 exons. The coding region runs from base 1 to 1635 and encodes 544 amino acids.